AUGGGACCAGGAAAUCUGACCACUGUACAGGCAUUCAUCCUCUCAGGCCUGACUGCCAACCAUAAUGUCGAACUGGCACUCUUCGUCCUUUUCACAGCCAUCUACGCAUUGAUUCUCAUUGGCAACAUUCUCAUCGUAAUCACAAUCACCUACGACCACGAUCUCCACACCCCCAUGUACUUCUUCCUCAGUAACCUCUCUUUCAUCGACGUCUGCCAUUCUACGGUGGUGAUGCCCAAGAUGCUGGCCGACUUCCUAGCAGAGACGAAGUCCAUCUCCUUUGGGGAAUGCAUAGCCCAGAUGUUCUUCCUGCACCUCUUUGCCUGUACGGAGAUCUUUCUCCUCACCAUCAUGGCCUAUGACCGCUAUGCAGCCAUAUGCCACCCCCUCCAUUACACGACCAUCAUGAGCCAUCGGGUCUGUCUCCGGUUGGCUGUGGCUAUGUGGUUGGGUGGGCUUCUGCACUCCAUCGCCCUGACCACAUUGACCCUCAGUGUGCCCUACUGCGGCCCCAACACCAUCGAUAACUUCUUCUGUGACGUCCCCUUGGUUAUCAAACUGGCCUGCACCAACACCUACAUCUUCGAAAUCCUCAUCGUCUCCAAUUCUGGAGUUAUCUCGGUGGUCUGCUUUAUUGUUCUGGUCAUCUCCUACGUCGUCAUCCUUGUCUCCUUGAGGAACCGCUUCUCUGAAGGGCGGAGGAAGGCUCUGUCCACUUGUGUGGCUCACCUGAUGGUGGUGACCUUCUUCCUGGGGCACUGCAUCUUCAUCUACCUCAGGCCGGCCAAGAGUUUGGCUGCGGACAAGGUGGUUUCCAUUUUCUUCACAGCCGUCACACCGCUGCUCAACCCGGUCAUCUACACUCUGAGGAACGAGGACAUGCUGAACGCCAUGAACAAGCUGCGAGAUAAAAUGGCCUUUGCUUGGCUUCUGGAUGCCAAGUAA
Messenger RNA from Elgaria multicarinata webbii, 945 nucleotides. RefSeq names its product olfactory receptor 4E1-like. The record is from RefSeq and is a predicted model, not a curated record. The transcript has 2 exons. Gene Ontology annotation, biological process: G protein-coupled receptor signaling pathway. Gene Ontology annotation, cellular component: plasma membrane. Gene Ontology annotation, molecular function: olfactory receptor activity; G protein-coupled receptor activity. Bases 1 to 945 code for a protein of 314 amino acids. NCBI's taxonomy places the organism in Eukaryota, Metazoa, Chordata, Lepidosauria, Squamata, Anguidae.